Molecule: messenger RNA, 1676 nt
Organism: Hyaloscypha bicolor E
Lineage: Eukaryota; Fungi; Ascomycota; Leotiomycetes; Helotiales; Hyaloscyphaceae
Exons: 2
Coding region: 10-1377 (455 amino acids)
Source: RefSeq, a predicted model, not a curated record
CUUCCGGCCAUGACGAAGAUGCCUUCCCCAGCAGCAAACAUGUCCUCUGCCCGCAAGAGAGACAAGAAAGUCGAGGUGUCCCUCACCAACUGGUUCCUCGGCGGCUCACUCGUCUCCGGCACCUCGACGACCUCCAGCACCCGCUCACCUGUCAGACGCCUUGCCUCCUUGCAGCCGGAUAACGAUUCGGUCCUAGGCAAGUCCUCUAAAGCCGAAAAGACAGAGGAGAAGUCAAAGGGCGAGAAGAAAGAUAAAUCCAAAGGUGGAUACGAGAAAUGCGCUGCGUGUGGCAAGAAGAAAGCUUCCUCCUCAGAUUCCAAGGACUCCAACGCAAAGUCUGAAGACAACAAGUCGAAAGAUGACGCCAAGUCUGACGCAGGUGAGAAUAAGGAGGAAGGAGGCGGUGAGAGCGGAGGAAAGGGAUGGACAUCAGACCAAGAUGAGAAAAUCAAGAGCAUGAAAGGCGAGAACAGGAGCUGGAAGGACAUCGCGCUUGAGGUUGGUGCUAGCAAGAAGGAUGUUCAGAAUCGGUAUAAGGAGCUUAUGAAAUCCUCUUCCGUGUCUGGAGAUGGAGAGAAGAAAGAUGAGAAUACUAGUAAUGCUUGGGAGACAAAAAACGAUGGUAACAAUAAUGGCUGGGAGACCGUGGUCGAGAAUACGGAUGUGGGAAAUGACAAUAUGCCGGACUUUGGUGCGUUGUUUGAGGAUGAGCCCGCCGAUCCUGGAGAGAGGAAGGGAAAGGAGAAGAGUGGCUGGGGCAACAACAACAGCAGUGGUGGUAAUUGGGGUAAUUCUGGAAGCGGAGAGAAGAAUGAUUGGGGAUCCAAUAACAACAACGGCAACAAUUGGGACAAUUCUGGGAGUGGAAGUGGAGAUGGUGAGAAGAAGCAAGAGAGCGGUGGUUGGGACACGAAGAGCAACAAUCAUGGCAACAACAAUUGGGACAACUCUGGAAGUGGCGAUGGAGGCAAGAAGCAAAAGGGCGGAUCCGGAAAGAGCAAGAAUAAGGACAAGCAACAGAACUGCGGCAACAAUAAUGAUGGUGGCGGCAAUUGGGGCAGCAAUGGCGGUAAUAAUAGCAGUCGUGACGGGGGUGGAGGACACAAGAAGAACCAAGAAAGUGGAGGCAGCGGCCACAGUAACCCAUUCGACGAUUCCCACGCCAUUGGUGAGGAAGAGGAAGCCUCGAAGGGGAAAGGUAGAUUGAAGCCAGAUGCUGUGUGGACUCAAGAUGAUUGCGAGGUCCUUGAGUGGUUGGAGAGCAAGUAUGAAGAGAAUAAGUGGCUGCAUAUGCAAGCUGGUUUCUAUAAUUGGACGGGCAGGAUGGUGAUUGCGGAGUUGAUUCAGAAGAAGUUUAGGGAUGAUGGUGCGGCUUGAGCUGGAGGCUUGGCUUUGGACCUUUCUCAAGGCUCUUUAGAUUGGAGAUCUCGUCUUGCCGAGUUUCGUGAAUUACCUGCUGGGUGGGAGUUUCGACUCGGAAGCUGGUUUCGGGACUCGACUUCUUGCCUUUUCCUUUUCCCUCUUUAUUUUCAGCAAGGAAGCACUCGUCGAUGAAAAGAGCUCAUCGCAGGAGAUCAGAAUCCUGGUUCAUAUCGCAAUUUUCACCACCUCGAGUUCUCAUCGAUGAGCAACGCUCAUGAGCACAAAAAUAUAGAAUAAUUCACAAUGGAAGCAGC